Molecule: messenger RNA, 3600 nt
Organism: Linum trigynum
Lineage: Eukaryota; Viridiplantae; Streptophyta; Magnoliopsida; Malpighiales; Linaceae
Source: the annotation of a GenBank genome assembly
AAUCCUACCCUCACAGCCUCCCUCUGACUAUGAGCAUAGCGCACGUAGCGCUCCUGCGACCUACUCCAUCGCCAUGUUUGAGAUGCGACACAACAACUCCGUCAUCGCCAUAGCAUGCCCUAAAUCGCAUUUGUUGAAAUCAGGCAACUUGCUGCUGAUAAUACAUAGACAUAGACAUAUGUAGUUAUUAAUCAUCGCCAGAGCAUGUCUUUUAUCUUUUGGAUAAUGCAAGGUUGUCAAACCGGUUUAUAUCAGUGUGCCGGUUUAGCAAGUGAAAUGGUUCGACCGGUGGUACAUACCGGUUUGUGCCGGUUCAUGUCGGUUAAUAUUACAAAUAAUUUACAAAUACUCAUAUUUAAACACGACAUUUAACGUCAAUACCUGAAUAUUUGUACUUGAAUCCAAUAAAUAACAUCAACAUUUAACUUUUUAACACAUAAAAUAAAUAAUAAAAUACUUUUUUAUCAAUUAAAUUCACUAAGAUAAGAUCAUUUUAUUUGGAGAUCCAAUUCGAGAUGUUCAAUUGGGCGACCAGGGACUCACCUCCAUUCAAUUCGUUUACUCAUAUGGAGUUCCAACAUAUCACUCUACGGGGCACUUUAGACAUUUCAAUUCCAAAGACAAGUUAGAUAACAGAGAAUGUGAACGGAAGGGCUUAAUGGUUAUCGACCCAUAGUACAUGGGCUUUUUUCAUUAAAAAUAUAGUACAAGGGCUUAUUUGUUAUCUUUGCAUAGUUGAGGGACUUGUAUGCCUAAUUGCCUAUUAAUCCUUAAAAAAAAACAACCCAAAUCCUCGGUUGAAAUGAAAAGCGAUGCAUGAAAUUUUGCAAUUAAUUCCAUCUCUACACAAUUAUUGCUUGUAACUCGUUUUUCACGCCAGGACGAACCGACGAACCAAAGGCCAAAACACGAAGGGUAAAUUAGUCAAAGCCACUCGAAGGGAAAUAGUUUUGGGUGGCGAUAAUUUUGUCUCUUUUUUGCCGUGGAAGUGAACCUUCGUCCCCCGAACGACCAAAGGGGUAAUGAUUUGCUGAUUACCUGGAGCUGGAAGAACCCGAGAGAAAGAUCAACGUCGGCACCUGAGCAAAAUUUUAUUGACCCUCGUUCCUCCCCCGCCGUCGAUUAUUGUGCGACUCGGAUUCCCGGAGUAAGAUUUCAGACACAAGGCUGAAGUAGAAACUGAAUACCAGGAUAAGAACGAAUUCAGCUGCCGCAAUCAGUAGUCGAAGGAUUCUUGGUGACCUUCACCUGGGUGGUUCCUGUAAGUGAAAGCAAUUCUCAUGGUGACUUUCUUCUUCACAAAUACUGCCAAUUCCUGGCAUGAUUCCUCGUUUUAGGACCUGGGUAUUGUUCAUCUUUCGUUUUUGGGAUGUGGGGUUUCAGGAAAUCAUGGGAUUGGUCAGUGAUUGAGAAUUAGCGGAAUACAUUUGUAUUGCGAUAUAGAAAGAUUGGUUCUUUUGUCCUCUUCUUGUCACUAUCAAGCUUAGACGUUUAAUAAUUUGAGUACUGGAACUAUCUGUCGCUUUGUAUUAAUUUAUCCUUGUAUUGUUAGCAGACAAGUUAACUGCUUUAUAAUUUUUGGUACUUUCGCUUUGAACUCAAGCGUUUGGUGUGAGAAGCACAAGAGGAUUGGUUUUGCGAUUCAGUCAAGCAAAAAGAGUGGCACAUUUUAUCAAACCUAAGUUUUGCCUCUGUCCAUUCACCACUUGCUUAGGUAUUGGUUAAUAAGAACUGACUGCCUUUGCCUCUCAAAAUGUGUCGUGAAGAGCAAAAGGUUCUUCUAAGAUGAUAUCUUUAAGAGAUUUAACCAGAACAUCUAUGUGUAGUUCCAAUUGCCGACCUGCCUCCAUGACAGAAUCUACUAUUCUGACCUGAUCUGUGUAUCUAGAAAGUUUAGCCCAGAGCAUAGCUAACUGCAGCCUUUGUUUACCACAUGUUCUACUAGAACUCGGUGAACACAUUUGAAUUUCAAGUGGAGUGGUGAGAAAUAUAAAAGUAUACUGAAACUGCUGUAUCAAAUGAAAGAACUGAAAGUGCUAAGUUACACCAAUCUAGUAUUCUGACUUUGUCUUUCUUUUCCCAUUCUUAAUUGCAAAUAGAUUUCUAUUUGACAGCCCAGGGAUGUACUGCUAUUUGGGCUGGACAAGAUGCAUGGAUUCUCCACUGUAGAUGGAUUCGUGGAGAUAAGUGAGUGCAUGGCGGAGAUGAUUAAGUACGUGGCGAAUGAACCCUCGGUAGGGCUUUUCUACGUUCAGCAGCAUGUGCAAAAUGCAGCUCCAAACGUCAUUAACAUCAGGAAAAGUGUGGUGGAGAGGUCUCGUGAGACAAGCUUGAACACUGAAGACUUGGAGGAUUCAAUUACAAUGGUGAGGUCAAUGAAAGAAUGUGGUUUGCCCAUUGCAAACGAGAUGAUCAAAGACAUCCGGAAAUCUCUCAUGAUAAUGUCCGAGAAACAAGAGAAGAGAGGAUCAGUUCUGAGGUCAUCAUCCUCUGGCUUUCUGAUGAGACGAUCCAGCUCGACAGAAACACCGCCUGGUUGGAGUGAUGGUGAUGAAGCUGUUACCCUAAAAGAUGUCAAGAAGUCAGGCUAUUAUUUCUCCACCAUGUUUAAGACGGCAAAGGAGAAGGCCAGCGGUUUCAAGUGGCCUCAAAUUGAUCUGAAGGAAACCAUUCCAAGUUUCAAUUAUCCAUCACAGCUUGUAGCAUCUUCCAGUGCGAGUUCUUCUGUGGCUGUUGCAGAAGCUGAGGAGUUGCCGUUGUCGAGUGAGGCAGCUGAUGAUGCGGCCGAAGAGCGCCAAACAGAUGCAAAAGAUGAGCUGGAGGGCACGAGCCCCCCACAUUCAAAUGCCAUUUCAGUACCAGAAGAUUAUGAUGUCUUUAAGGCAGAUAAACAAGCCAAACUAGAGGAAUGGCUGGUAGAAAGUGGUGGUAAGCGAGAUAGAUUGCCCCCCAGCAAGUGACAUUGAAAAGAAAACAUUUUGUUCUUUUGGUGGCCCGGAUGAGAUUCGGUUGCUUGUAUAAUCUACUGAAUCCUGUUGUUUUGUAGUAUAUUGUUCUAUAGUUUAUGGUGACAUCCAGUAGGUUUUGAAAUAAAACUCGUGGCUUCUCCAUCUCCUGCGGUCCUCAACUAUACGUAGAUUGAGUGAGAUGAGAUGCCAGCCACAGGUAGAGCAGCCGAAUCGUGCAACCUUGCUGAGUGCUUGAUAUGAAGAGGUGCAAGUUGAAAGAGUUGUCAAACGCACCCUCCUGCUCAUGCUUUCCCAAACUUUCUAAACUCCUGAAGGUUUGUACCCCGAGUAGAGGAUGGUGGAACUCAUAGCUCACUUCUUUUAUAGAGAGGAUAUCAUAAUCGGUUUCCUCGACGAAGUUCUUGCCAGGAAGCGUCAUUGCCAGAAACAAAUGUCUUGUUGAAAGACAAUUAUCCACCAAGUUCAGUCACGUCGAAGUACUGCAGACAUAACUUGGGGAUAUUGUUGAUCAAAGGGUUUGGGAUGGAGGAGGAAAGGUACAGAAGUGGAGGAGAUCAUUAGGAAGGUGGCUAGAUCAACCUACUCAUUUGAUAACUUUCCAUGGCGCAAGGACUAAAAAAUAUAUCGAUAU